AUGUCCAACGAUCAGAAUCCUGGGUGCGGUUUUGCCUCGUUGCCCGCAGAACUCAUCGCGGACAUCAUAGCCUUCCUCAGUCUCUCCGACAUUGCCCAACUGCUGCGCGUGAACUCACCCCUUCAUGAAGCUUGCAUCAAGGCCAUCUACACACAGACGCAAGACGUCUUCGAAUCUGACAACCUCUUCGAGCGCAACCAUACUCACGCCCGCCCCCCUCUCGACAACGCCAAGUAUGCGCAGCACGUCCGCUGCCUCGAUGUUCGCGCCCGGCCCCAGGCUUGCUGCAACCUUCCUCCCUUCUCGCUGCCCAAUCUCGACGUGCUGCGCCUCCGCUUCGACACCGAGUUUCUCGAGUGCAACCGCGGCUGCCUCAUCCCCGAGUUCGUGUCGACGGACGUCUACAAGCCAAAAAUGCUCAUGAUCCAUACCCCGACGUCGUUUUACGGUGAUGCUUUCCCCAUCGACUACGUCGCCGAGAAGAUCAAGACGGCGGAACUCGUCCUCGUUGUGAAGUGCUCUGCUGGCUGCGACAUGGCUGUGAGCAAGUGCACACCCGUCACUGCACGCUCCGUCACGAUCAUCAUUCACGUCGGCUCGCUUCAAGAGACGUUCCCCGCCAUCCAGAACCUCUGCACACGCUUGGCCAACUUGAGUUGCUACCCAUUCUACGGGCAUCGUCUGCAGCAUGUCCGCUUCGUGCUUGCGGGCAUUGAUCUCACGUCACGUUGUUAUGACCAGCUCCUCAUCAGUCUGCAGGAGCACAUCAGGAAGUGCACGCAUUACAAGGGAGACGAUGCACCCGGUGCAGACGCCACCCAGGCCGCCUUAUUUGCUGGGCCCUUGGCUGGCGACCUGCAGGAGGACGCCGAGCCCGUUUCCAAUCUUCCUCCACCCGCCAUUGAGGUUUGCUCCCUUUACGACUACUGUCUCUUGAAGUCGGGUCAGCUUGUUCUGAGUUGGGAAGACAUCGCCGACCACUGUGACCUCGCUCCCGAUAACGAGUUGGACGAUCCGAAGUCAAUCAAAGACUUCAUCGAGAGCUACAGCUACGCCGGGCCAGCCAGGAACACCGAGCUACCUCGAGCGGAGGACAUCCAGGGGCUGCUUGCUCUUCACAUGGGUCAGCUGGUCUUUGGGCUCUAG
Molecule: messenger RNA, 1146 nt
Organism: Trichosporon asahii var. asahii CBS 2479
Lineage: Eukaryota; Fungi; Basidiomycota; Tremellomycetes; Trichosporonales; Trichosporonaceae
Exons: 1
Coding region: 1-1146 (381 amino acids)
Molecular function (GO): protein binding
Source: RefSeq, a predicted model, not a curated record